Molecule: messenger RNA, 1399 nt
Organism: Labeo rohita (rohu)
Lineage: Eukaryota; Metazoa; Chordata; Actinopteri; Cypriniformes; Cyprinidae
Product: E3 ubiquitin-protein ligase NEURL3
Exons: 4
Coding region: 151-993 (280 amino acids)
Molecular function (GO): ubiquitin protein ligase activity
Source: RefSeq, a predicted model, not a curated record
AAUAAUCCCUCCUCUAUUCUCAUCCUAUGAGGAGAAAUGUUUAGCUAUAAACCAAAACACGUGCAUUUAUAAAGCAACAGAUUCACCAUCCACUGAGAUACAGCAACAGAAGUACUGAAGAUAAUACUAAGACCUGGAUAAGGAAACAGAAUGACAGAGAAAAAGAAAGACAAUGUAAAGUGCGUGUGUCACACGCCCUGGAGCCUGAAAGCGAUGUCUUUCCACUCAGAAGUGAAGGGUCGUCUGAUAACGCUGAGUGACGGCGAUCGUCGGGUGACCAGGGACGAGUCGUCAUUCUGCCACGGGCUGACGUUUAGCGGGCGACCGGUGAAGACGGAGGAGAAGGUGCGACUGCGGGUCGAGCGCAGUGAUGGAGUUUGGCACGGAGCGCUGCGGCUCGGAUUUGCUCAUGUUUCACCUGAUCAGACGACUUUACCCCCUUUGGCCAUCCCAGAUUUGACAAACUCUCCACUGUACGCGGCAGUAGUAGUACCUGAGCACAUCUGUCGCCCUGGCUCAGAGAUUGAGUUCUGGUUGCAGAAGAAUGGCAGUCUGACGAUACGAAGUUCUGAUGGCACAACAUACACGGAACCGACCACGCUGAACCCCAAGUGGACCGUCUGGGCGCUGAUUGACGUCUAUGGACAGACCACUGCAGUCACAAUGCUCGGUACCAAAAUGAAGCGUUGGAUCUUCACCAGUCGGUCGUGUCCUGCUAUCAAACACACUGAAAAUAAAGAAAUGCAGGAAAGACAGAAACAAACGAGCAUGCUGGAAGAGAGAAACCUAAUGAACAAUCACCUUGACAACACAGAUCACAAAGCUUCAGACAUUGAGGAGUGUGUAGUGUGUUUCAGUAAUGUGCCAAACAGUCGUCUGAGCUGCGGUCAUAAAUGUGUGUGUACUCCUUGCGCCAUGAGGGUUCACAUGACGUUUGGGACCUGUCCUCUGUGUCGUCAGCCCUUGGGUUCCUUCCAUCCAUAUCACCACUAGUUUGCAUCCCAGUUCAUGUAGUGUCUAUUGUUUGUUGAAUUUAUAUCAAACAGGGCCGUUGGUUUGUUUCUGACGUUGGAGAUAUAAAGUGCACAGUUUUCAAGCAUAUUCAUUUCAGCUUCUCAGGUAAUAUCAGUGGUUCUGUAUGACCUAUUUCAAAUGUGUCUGAAAUUACAACAACAUAUGUAUGCAUAUGUAUAUGUUUAAUUGUUUGAUCAGAAUGAUUGCUAGGGACAAUUUAGUAAUUGCUGGAUAUUGGUAGGGAUGUCCCUAGCUUCCCUACUAAAUUCUACACCCUUAAUAUUGAAUGUAUUUUAAUUUCAUAAGUGCUGCUGUAACAUACAACUGUAUCACUGCAUUGCGCAGAUGGUGUUUUUACACAGAUGGUUGAUAUAUUUCUAUUCUG